AUGGGUUCAAAACCCAGCGAGCAGCAGGCUCUUCUUCCCAGCGUAUCAGAGAACAACACUUACUCUACAUCGCGGUCCUCCUCCUAUCAAUCGAUAACAACCCUAAACGACGAUUACGACAGCGACACUCUUCAGGAUGACAAGGCGAAAAGGGACUUGUUCAUGGCACGAUUUCUAGCCGACUUCACAUUGGGGUUCUCUGAUGGAUUGACGGUACCUUUUGCGCUGACAGCCGGGCUCAGCUCCUUGGGCACAGCGCAAACUGUCAUCUAUGCAGGCUUCGCAGAGCUGUGCGCUGGCAGCAUCAGCAUGGGUAUUGGUGGUUAUCUAUCUGCCUUGGAUGAUGUUCGAGCAAACGCUCGUUGCCAAAACAUCGAGAACAAAAGGUCGUUGGAGGGAGACAAGGACGAUGUCGAAGAAGCACGCGUUUUACGGUAUCACGCCGAAGACGACGCGACCGAAACCGGCUCCAACCUUAGCGAGGACAACACGAACCGUGACGCUUCCGAAGAUAUGGUCCGCCAUCAUCUCAAUCCCCUAAAUCUCCCCCCUCACAUGGUGUCUGAAAUUCUCUCUGCCAUCGCCAGCCGACAGAAAGGUUUGGAGAUUACUGCACUGGCGUUAAAACCCAAGGAAAAAGUCGAUCGCAUCCAGAGCGCUAUCUGGCCCAUCAUGUCUGGCAUCUCAAUCUCUCUCGGAUAUGUGAUCGGCGGUUUGAUUCCUCUUCUGCCGUAUUUUUUCACCUCAACUGUAGGCGCUGGCUUGUGCUGGAGCACUGGCUUUUGCUUGGUGGCCUUGUUCGGAUUUGGAUUUGGCAAGUGCUGGAUGCUGAGUGAAGAGAAAUCAUACUGGCGACAAAGCCUGUGGGAGGGGUUCAGGAUGCUGGUUCUCGGCAGUCUUGCCGCCGUUGCAUCUGUGCUAUGCAUCAAAUUACUUGAGACGAGCACUGGAGGGGUGCCUUGA
This is a messenger RNA of Clonostachys solani, 963 nucleotides long. NCBI's taxonomy places the organism in Eukaryota, Fungi, Ascomycota, Sordariomycetes, Hypocreales, Bionectriaceae. The record is from the annotation of a GenBank genome assembly.